This is a messenger RNA of Striga hermonthica, 681 nucleotides long. Lineage: Eukaryota; Viridiplantae; Streptophyta; Magnoliopsida; Lamiales; Orobanchaceae. The record is from the annotation of a GenBank genome assembly.
AUGGAAGCAUCCCAAGUAAAGGUGUACGGCAAUUGGGCUAGCGCCUAUGUGUACAGAGUGACAUGGGCACUCAAGAUGAAGAACAUAGAGUACGAGUACAUAGAAGAGGACCUGUCCAAUAAGAGCCCGUCCCUUUUGGAGUACAACCCGGUUCACAAGAAGGUGCCGGUCCUCGUCCACGGCGGGCGGCCGGUGGCCGAGUCGGACGUCAUACUGGAGUACAUUGAGGAGGCGUGGCCCGAUCGUGAGCCCGCUUUACUUCCGGCGGAUCCUUACGAGAGGGCCACCGCGCGAUUUUGGAUCGAUUUUGGCCGACAAAAGGUCCCGACAUUUUUCGCGUUCUUCUUUUCUACCGACGAGAACAGGGAAAAUGCAACAAAACAAGUUGUGGAAAUAUCCGAAAUCAUUCAAGACCAAGCUCUAGGUGACAAGAAAUUCUUUGGUGGUGACAAAAUCGGGCUGGUGGACCUGUCGUUCGGGUGGCUAGCCCACUGGUUUGAGCCCAUGCAGGAGCUCGUGGGCCUACACAUUCUCGGGCCAGACACACUGCCGAAGCUGCAUCGAUGGACCGUAGAUUUCAAACAGGAACCUGUGAUUAAGGAAGAUCUUCCAGACAGCAAGGCAUUGUUUGCGCACUUUGAAAAGGUGAAAAAGAAGUUCGAGUCGCCAAAGAGCGAGUAA